AUGGUGCUCGUGCGCCGCAAGGACAACCGGAAGGGCAAUGAGACGGACAACCUCGACGUCAUCUCGUCCAACAAGGGCGUGCGCUCCAUGAACAACAACAUGACUGGGCGGUUCGCCGCCGACAUGCGCGUCCGCGUCGGCGGCUACGGGCGCCCGGACCAGACCUGGGGCGUCGACCAUCCUUGGCACAAGACGGGCGAAGCCGAUCUCUUCCAGAUGAUUAGCGCCAAAGAUAAGAUGGAAGAUGGCGUUCUUCUCAAGGAGCAGCCCAAGCCCGAAGCGAAGGGCCUCAGCCGCGCGCCACCGCCGCCGCCGCCGACGACGACGCAUAUCGAGGUCGAUGACCAGGAAGAGAAGGCGGCGCCCACGAAGAAGAAGUCGCUCUUUGACGACAGCGACGACGAGGACGAAGCGCCCAAGCCAGUUGCGAAGAAGACCAAGAUCGAGCCCAAGAAGCCGGAACUGAAGAAGAAGGCGGUCAAGAAGGACGACAACCUCAACAAGCGUGAGAAGAAGAAGGCGGAGCUCGAGAAGCAGGCUGCUCGGGAAGACCUCAAGAUGCUCGUCACGGAGGCGCCCAAGUCGUUUGUCGAGCCGCUUGAUGUGCGGGAGGCUCUCGCGGCCGAGUACGAAGCUAAGAUCGGUGCAGAGAUUGCAACGCCGAGUGGCAUCACGCUCCGCGACCUGUCGAUUGGCCGUGGGAAGCUCCCGAUGCCGGGGCAGAUGCUCACGGUGCGGUACCGCGGCUGCAUUGGCAGCAAGGGCGGCGCGAUCUUCGGCAAAGGCAUGCUCACCAUGAAGUUUGGCGAAGGCGCGGUCAUUGCUGGCUGGGAAGAAGGCAUGGCCACGAUGCGUGCGAGCGGCAAGCGCCUCUUGACGAUCCCGCCCGAGCUCGCGUACGGCGCGGCCGGCAAGGGCGACAAGAUCCCGCCCAACUCGACGCUCUUCUUCGACGUCGAGCUCGUCCGCAUCGGCCUGCGCCAGCGCGAUGCAAUCACCGAGACGGACGUGCCGCUCCCCAAGUCCUUUGUGCGCAAGCGCGUUGAGAAGAAGGCCAAGGACGAAGCGGAGAAGACGCCGGCGCCGACCGACGCCAACAAGAAGAAGAAGCCCAAGCGCAUCAAGUAUUAG
This is a messenger RNA of Saprolegnia parasitica CBS 223.65, 1131 nucleotides long. RefSeq lists its product as hypothetical. The record is from RefSeq and is a predicted model, not a curated record. Gene Ontology annotation, molecular function: macrolide binding; peptidyl-prolyl cis-trans isomerase activity. Gene Ontology annotation, cellular component: nucleolus; chromatin. Lineage: Eukaryota; Oomycota; Saprolegniomycetes; Saprolegniales; Saprolegniaceae. Bases 1 to 1131 code for a protein of 376 amino acids. The transcript is spliced from 2 exons.